ACUAAAGCCCAAAUUUCUAUUAAAAUCUCAUCUCUACUGAUGGCGUCUCAAAUCUCCGACCAAAAGAAACGGGCACUGGAUGCCCUAGAACGAAGAUUCGCCUUCGACAAGGCCAAAAUCGUUCAGCAAGAGGAGAAAAUGAGCAAGAAAAUCAGGACAAACCCUAAGGACGAGCAAGAGGUGGUGGUGGCCGAUAGUCAAAAGGGAGACAAUCCGCCCUCUGCCUCGUCAUCAUCGAGGAAAGGGCAAGUCGUAUUCUCUGGUCAUACUCCUCGGCAAGAGACUUCUGGAGUUAGAGAAGAUGCUCAUCCUGCAUAUUCUGAAAUUCUGGAAAUCAUAGAUGAAAAUAUACUAGGCACUGCUACAAAGGAUUCCAAUAGAGGGGAUGCUGUCAACAAGAUUGUGUUUGAUCUUCUUCAACAUGGUGAUAAAGGACAUAAGUAUACCAAGGGUAGUAUAGCUAUGAAAAUUGAUAACUGGGUUCUUCUUGAUAAUUUCGUGCCCAAAGAUAGUUCUCUAAAGGAUGCUCGUGUAAAGGCUUUACAAAGCCACUCAAAGCGGUCAAAGAAGCACAUGACCAUGCGGCAACAUCGGAAGUGUGGAUCUCUAGAUUUGCUCAAGGAAUUCCACAACUUCAGUCUUUUCAAACCGAUGCAUGAAAUGUGGAAAGAGUACAUCAUCAAAAUUUUGAAGAACAGAGAAAAACAGCUAGCUCAGACUCUCCUUGUGGCAGAUUUGCAUGGAGCUUUUCUUGCAGUUGUUGAAUGUAAGACAAUUGCCUUCAAGGGUAUAAGUGGGAUUAUGAUUCGAGAAACUGCAAAAACUUUUGGUUUAAUUACACAAGACAACCUUUUCAGAGUUGUGCCUAAGCAAGGAUCUGUAUUUAUAUUCCAAGCUGGCUGCUGGAAAAUUACAUUACAUGGAGACAAUCUAUCAUUGAGAAAUAGUACCAGAUAAAAUGCCUGUAGCUUUCCUCUAUUGGUGAUUUGAGCAUUGGCUAUUCAAUGCAAGAGGAGGCGCUUCUCCCGUGUCCCGCUUACCCUGCAGCGUGCAAUAGGGAUGCAGACUGCUAUUUCCCAUGCAAGGCUCACGGCUACCCACCUGCACACGCACACUGCGUGCGAAAUCCUAUCGGCGACGAUCCGAUGUUUAUGUGCUGUUGCAAGCCCUGAAUUGUUCUCAUAGAAAUCUCAAUUGUUCUUCCUGCAGAUUGAUUAAUGCUGCUUUGAUCUUAAUACGUUUAGAAUAAAUGAGGUUUUUCAACA
This is a messenger RNA of Asparagus officinalis (garden asparagus), 1265 nucleotides long. RefSeq lists its product as uncharacterized. Gene Ontology annotation, molecular function: ribonuclease P RNA binding. NCBI's taxonomy places the organism in Eukaryota, Viridiplantae, Streptophyta, Magnoliopsida, Asparagales, Asparagaceae. The coding region runs from base 40 to 957 and encodes 305 amino acids. Gene Ontology annotation, cellular component: ribonuclease MRP complex; ribonuclease P complex. The transcript has 9 exons. The record is from RefSeq and is a predicted model, not a curated record. Gene Ontology annotation, biological process: rRNA processing; tRNA 5'-leader removal.